This is a messenger RNA of Perkinsus marinus ATCC 50983, 338 nucleotides long. RefSeq lists its product as hypothetical. The transcript has a single exon. NCBI's taxonomy places the organism in Eukaryota, Perkinsozoa, Perkinsida, Perkinsidae. The record is from RefSeq and is a predicted model, not a curated record. The annotation marks the transcript as partial.
AUGCCUUUCCCCUACGGCCUCUUUUUGGUUGCCAUUGUGACGCAAACAGCAGCCCAGAGACAACCUGAUAUCCCUUACCAGGUUACUGCUGACUAUCCAGCCGGUUGUUAUGGAGGACCUGGUCCAGGGGAGGGAAGCAACAUUGCCGAUCUUCAAGCGCCUUGCUGCAUUUACAACGUGAAGGGAUACACAGUCGGUGCAAGAGAAGCUCGGGUUUAUAGAGAAACUGCCGGUAUCAUACUCAACACCAACAGGCAUAAUUUAGCUGGCACCAUGCAAAUAAACGUCACUUUGAUGUUUAACAUCUCCCUGCUCCAACCCAGUUCAUCGGUGCCGAA